This is a messenger RNA of Xenia sp. Carnegie-2017, 1023 nucleotides long. RefSeq lists its product as uncharacterized. The record is from RefSeq and is a predicted model, not a curated record. NCBI's taxonomy places the organism in Eukaryota, Metazoa, Cnidaria, Anthozoa, Malacalcyonacea, Xeniidae. Gene Ontology annotation, cellular component: cytoplasm; actin cytoskeleton. Gene Ontology annotation, biological process: actin filament polymerization. Bases 114 to 515 code for a protein of 133 amino acids. The transcript has 3 exons.
GUAUAGAUUUUGGACCAUGCUUUAUCCAAAUGGAAUAGUUUUGGUGAAUGGAAAGCAGUGUUGAGUAUUAAAUUACUGAGCAAGUAACUGACACUGCGCAGACUGUACUUGUAAUGCCGUCACUAUAUUUGGCAUUUAUGUUCGCUAAUUCUUCAACUAUUUUAUUCAUAUUGCUGGCAUCUUUUCAUACGGUCAUUACAUACACGCACUGGGUGCUCAAUGAUCAAGGUCGCAUUAGAUCAAAGGUGUAUUCUGAAUUCCAGCUGCGAAAACCAGAGAACUUAGUUAUUUUUUUACGCAUAGAUGAUGAUUUAAUGCACAUAAAACAAGUUAGAACAGAAUUAGCAAAGGAAAAGAAAUUUUUGGAAGUGGAAAGAGAUGAAGAAAUAGUGGAUUUGGUGAUGAAAUAUCAUGCUGAAGAUGAGCAUUGUUUACUUGCAAGAAAGCCAUUAAAGAAGUUUGAUCUAAAAAUCAGUACCCUCAUUCCUUUUAAUACUCUUGGAAUCAGGGCAUGAUGCUACACAAUAUGUAUAAUAUAAAACAAAUUCCGAAGAAGCAAGACAUCUUGAGAUUGCAAAAUAUGAAUCAAAACAAGACGAGAAGUAAACUGUAAAUUUUCGACUUUAUUUCAAAGUUAUCCUCAGACAGAAUGAUCAUGCUGUACUCAACACAUCCGUUAUUGUUUUAUAUUAUACUUCUUUAAAUUGUCGGUUGGUCAUGGUUUUUGGUCUACACAAUAUGCUUGUUGACUUUUUUCACAUUUCUCUGGUCGUUAAAUAUAAGUAAUUUACCAACUGAAAUCUUUUGUUUUCUUUAUCUGUACUUUCUAUAACUUUAUUAAAUAGUCCUGCUAGUAUCAUAGUGAGCAGUUCUUUUUGAUUGCAUGCAUAUGAUGAAUUAGUGGUGUUAUUAGGAAAUAAUUUAUAAGACUAAGAGGCAAUAAUAAUAAUGCACGAGUAAGAUAAACUUGUGUGUAAAUAACGAGUAAGAUAUAAUAAUGCACGAGUAAGAUAUAACAGUGAA